Messenger RNA from Acanthochromis polyacanthus (spiny chromis), 894 nucleotides. RefSeq names its product pterin-4 alpha-carbinolamine dehydratase/dimerization cofactor of hepatocyte nuclear factor 1 alpha (gene pcbd1). The record is from RefSeq and is a predicted model, not a curated record. Gene Ontology annotation, biological process: tetrahydrobiopterin biosynthetic process. Gene Ontology annotation, molecular function: 4-alpha-hydroxytetrahydrobiopterin dehydratase activity. The coding region runs from base 162 to 470 and encodes 102 amino acids. Lineage: Eukaryota; Metazoa; Chordata; Actinopteri; Pomacentridae. The transcript has 4 exons.
GAGGGGAUUUCUGCUCAGGCUUGUGCAGGGGCAGCUAGACAGGACCCACAGUGCAUGGAUUCAUUCCAGUUGCUUUCACUGGCUGCCACAGUAGAUUUGCCUCUGUGCAGCAGGGAUCUGGAACUGAACCUCCCCCUUGUGCAUGAAAACACUCUGCAAACAUGGCUGGUAAGAUCCAGGGUCUGACUGAAGAGGAGAGGGCCCACCUACUCCCUCUGCUACGCAGCGCUCAGUGGGUGGAGGUUGUAGGACGGGACGCCAUUUACAAAGAGUUUAUAUUCAAAGACUUCAAUCAGGCUUUCGGAUUUAUGUCUAGAGUGGCUUUACAAGCAGAGAAGAUGGAUCAUCAUCCUGAGUGGUUCAAUGUCUAUAAUAAGGUCCAGAUCACUCUCAGCACACAUGACUGUGGAGGUCUGUCUCAGCGUGACAUCACUUUGGCCACCUUCAUCGACCAGGCAUCUCUGAUGUGACAUCCGACACUUCAGCAGUAAAAGCUGAAGUUGUCAGAAGACGCAGCUCUUCGUACAGUCAUUCAACAGAAAAAUCUCUGAUGUGACCUGCAAAAUCCAAAGAAUUAGAAUCAGUUGUUAGAGUAGACUGCAAGGAUCAAAGUGUGCUUAUAAAAAUAUGCUGAUGUUAAGAGUUCUACAUGGUGAAAAAAUGCUACUAGCUAAAGAAAAUGUUAAAAUUGUGCUUACAAAAUCAGAUCUUAAGAGCUGAAGUAAUUUCUUAGCAACCAUUCCAGUUAUAGCAUUCACAGUGAAACAUUUGUUUUUCUGAACCAACCAGUGUCUUAUGUGCCGAAUGUUUUUGUAUUGUGUGAGUAAAAUGUUGUUCUCUGUCAAACUGUCCUUGCUGUAACUGAAAAAUGACCAGGAAAUGGUUUUAUCAUCA